AUGGGCAGAGAAAAAGUUGAGAUUAAGAAGAUUGAGAACAUCAAUAGCCGGCAAGUGACGUUCUCAAAACGACGUGGCGGAUUGCUGAAGAAGGCAAAAGAAUUGGCCGUUUUGUGUGAUGCACAAGUUGGGGUUAUAAUUUUUUCCAGCACCGGAAAGCUCUAUGAAUUCGCUAGUUCCUGCAUGAAACAAAUUCUAGCACGGUACAACGAGAACCAAGAUAGUUCAGAAGCUGCCAGGGUUGAGAAUGUGGCGGAGGAUCAGGAUGAUCUGCAUUCUGAAGUAAAUGCCCUGAAAGAUGCAGUUGAAAAACCCCAGUUACUGCACCGACGGAUGAUGGGAAAGGAGCUCGAAAACUUGAGCUUUAAUGAAUUGCAAGAGUUGUAUCAUCAACGAUAUUAUCUGUCAAGGCUAUCUUCAGUUGACUUUGAGAAGGGGAAAUUCCCAAAGACCGAGUCCAAGUUCCAAGAGCUCGAUGGUGAUAGACUAAUUUUUUCUUUGUAA
This is a messenger RNA of Fraxinus pennsylvanica, 504 nucleotides long. Lineage: Eukaryota; Viridiplantae; Streptophyta; Magnoliopsida; Lamiales; Oleaceae. The record is from the annotation of a GenBank genome assembly.